This is a messenger RNA of Elephantulus edwardii (Cape elephant shrew), 1016 nucleotides long. It is a transcript of the gene PEX16, whose product is annotated as peroxisomal biogenesis factor 16. Gene Ontology annotation, cellular component: peroxisomal membrane. The record is from RefSeq and is a predicted model, not a curated record. Gene Ontology annotation, biological process: peroxisome organization. Lineage: Eukaryota; Metazoa; Chordata; Mammalia; Macroscelidea; Macroscelididae. Bases 6 to 1016 code for a protein of 336 amino acids. The transcript has 11 exons.
GCUGGAUGGAGAAGUUGCGAGUCCUGUGCCUUCGCUACCAGGAGUAUGUGACUCGGCAUCCUGCCGCCACGGCCCAGCUGGAGACAGCAGUGCGGGGCUUCAGUUACCUGCUGGCAGGUCGCUUCGCCGAUUCACACGAGCUGUCGGAACUAGUGUACUCCGCCUCUAACCUGCUUGUGCUGCUUAAUGACGGGAUCCUACGGAAGGAGCUUCGGAGAAAGUUGCCUGUGUCGCUGUCCCAGCAGAAGCUGCUGACAUGGCUGAGCGUGCUGGAAUGCGUGGAGGUGUUCAUGGAGAUGGGAGCCGCCAAGGUGUGGGGCGAAGUGGGCCGCUGGCUCGUCAUCGCCCUCAUCCAGCUGGCCAAGGCUGUGCUCCGGAUGUUCCUGUUGAUCUGGUUCAAGGCUGGCCUCCAGACCUCACCCCCCAUCGUUCCUCUGGACAGGGAGACCCAGGCACGGCUCCCAGAUGGUGACCCCAGCCCUGGCAGCCAGGAGCAGCCGUAUGUGGGGAAGCGGUCAAGCCGAGUGGUGCGAACCCUCCAGAACACCCCAUCUCUGCACUCAAGACACUGGGGUGCCCCACAGCAGAGGGAGAGACAGCAGCAGCAGCAGCAUGAAGACCUGAGCGCAACCCCAACACCCCUCGGGCUCCAGGAGACCAUCGCGGAGACCUUGUACAUUGCCCGGCCCCUGCUGCACUUGCUUAGCCUGGGCCUCUGGGGCCAGCGGUCAUGGACGCCCUGGCUUCUGUCUGGUGCUGUGGAUGUGACCAGCCUGAGCCUCCUCAGCGACUGGAAGGGCCUGACGCGAAGGGAGCAGCGGGAACUUCGGCGCCGCACCAUCCUAUUGCUCUACUACCUGCUGCGCUCCCCCUUCUACGACCGCUUCUCCGAGGCCAAGAUCCUCUUCCUGCUGCAGCUGCUGGCGGACCAUGUCCCGGGCAUCGGCCUGAUCGCGAGGCCCCUCAUGGAUUACUUGCCCAGCUGGCAGAAGAUUUACUUCUACAGUUGGGGCUGA